This is a messenger RNA of Ipomoea triloba (trilobed morning glory), 1185 nucleotides long. RefSeq lists its product as uncharacterized. The transcript has 2 exons. The coding region runs from base 1 to 1185 and encodes 394 amino acids. The record is from RefSeq and is a predicted model, not a curated record. NCBI's taxonomy places the organism in Eukaryota, Viridiplantae, Streptophyta, Magnoliopsida, Solanales, Convolvulaceae.
AUGGAAGAGCCCUUCCCCAAGGACUUCCGUUUCCCAACAAUCAAGACGUACUCAGGGACUUCCGACCCGCGAGCGCAUCUCAACAGGUACCGGGCCGCCAUGUUGAUGACGGGGGCUAGUGACGCUAUCAUGUGCCGGGGUUUCUUUUCGACCCUGGAUGGCCAGGCCCAGGACUGGUUCGGAUCCCUCCCGGAGGGCUCCAUCUCUACCUUCACGGCUCUUACCAAACAAUUCAUGUCGUAUUUCGCUAGUAACGUACAAAAGAGGAAGGAGUUUGCAGACCUAUAUCACGUAAAGCAGCGGCCCACAGAUUCACUACCGGAGUUCCUCAACAAAUGGAAGCGCGAAGUAUUGGGGGUCGCCAACAUCGACGACAGGGCAGCCCUGAUAAUCUUCAGGAAUAACUUGCGUUCCGGCCCGUUUUACCGGGACCUCAUCCGGUACCCUCCCAAGACUUACAACGAGCUGAUGGACCGGGCAACAAGGUUCGCAGAGGCAGAAGUAGCUGAGAAGCGGAAGAAGGAAGAGGAGGAGGGGAGGAGUCGGAAAAACAAAGCACCGCAAGAGGAGCGUCGGGCGCCAAGGGAUUGUGCAGUACCCAGGGGAGUGCAUGAAGAUAUCCCCAAGGUGGACCCGAAUAAGUAUUCACACCGUAAACGAGAACUGGGUCAACUCACUGAGGAGGAGGAGGUAGAACUCGACAACCCCGCACCCCGGAAGAAACAGGCCAUCCACGUUAUCUUUGGGGGGCCAGAAGGGGGGGACACACCGGCGGAACGAAAGAAGUGGGCGAGAAACCUAUAUGUUGGAGAGGUCGUACGACCCCCGCACGAGAAGAAGCCAAGGCGUGAACCCAUCGUGUUCACAGAGGCUGACCUACCUGAUGGCCCCCUCUCCCAUCGUGACGCCCUAGUCAUCAAGGUGGAAAUCAGUGAUGUGAUAGUGCACCGGGUGCUCGUGGACACAGGCAGCUCGGUAAAUGUCAUGUACUACGACACGUUCACCCAGCUGGGCCUAUCGAGAAAGCAGUUGGGACAAGUGCGGACCCCUUUAUCGGGCUUCACAGGGGACUCCAUUGAGACGGAGGGAUCCAUAAACCUGGAGGUGGAGAUAGGCACCCCUCCCCAUGUCAAGAGGUGGGAGGUCGAGUUUGUGGUGUCAAGAUCAAUUGCGCUCAUAACAUAA